Molecule: messenger RNA, 2172 nt
Organism: Geosmithia morbida
Lineage: Eukaryota; Fungi; Ascomycota; Sordariomycetes; Hypocreales; Bionectriaceae
Product: phosphatidylinositol 4-kinase type 2
Exons: 4
Coding region: 1-2172 (723 amino acids)
Biological process (GO): Golgi organization; endosome organization; phosphatidylinositol phosphate biosynthetic process
Cellular component (GO): plasma membrane; fungal-type vacuole membrane; lysosomal membrane
Molecular function (GO): 1-phosphatidylinositol 4-kinase activity
Source: RefSeq, a predicted model, not a curated record
AUGACUGGCCGCAGCCAUCCGGCCAAGACGGGCUAUGAACGCCUCGCCCAGGCCGACCAGUUCAGCGACGAGUCGGAUGACGAGCUCCUCGGACAGUCCCAGGGCUCGCUCCAGCCCGCGUCGGUAGCGCGCUUCGGCGCCGUGUCCACCCAGCCCGUUCUCAACCGGACCGGGAUGCAGACGUCCUCGUCCGUCAAGGGAGCCGUCGGCGGACCGGCGAGGCCGCGGGCACGUCAGCGCGUGGGUAGCAACGCCGGCGUCGACCUCAAGGCCAUCAAUGCCCGCCUGGAACGGUGGGCCGACGAGAUCGCCGCGCGGUUCAAGCGCAGCGGCGGCCGCACCGACUCGGCCGACGACGUCCACCUCGAGAUCCACCACUCCGUCUUCCAGCCGCCCGAGGGCGUCCGCCCCAUCACCCCGGAAGAGCUGGGCGGGCUCCAGCCGGGGCUCAUGUCGCAGGACGAGUUCGAGGCCAUCGUCGACAGCGUGCGCAGCGCCAUCGAUCAGGAGGUUCACCCUAGCAUGAUCUCCCAGGGCAGCUCCGGCAGCUACUUUGCCCGCGACCCGGACGGCAAGAUCGUCGGCGUCUUCAAGCCCAAGGACGAAGAGCCCUAUGCGGCCGGAAACCCCAAGUGGAACAAGUGGAUUCAUCGCAACCUCCUGAUUCCCAACCUUUCGUACGUCAGCGAAGCCGCCGCCUACGUCCUCGACUGCCAGCUGCGCACCCACCUCGUCCCCUACACCGACGUGGUGUGGCUCUCGUCCAAGUCGUUCCACUACCCCUUCUGGGACCGCCGCAAGUUCAAGCGCAAGAAGACACCGCUGCCCGCCAAGCCGGGGAGUUUUCAGGUCUUUCUCAAGGGCUUCAAGGACGCCAACGUCUUCCUGCGCGAGCACCCCUGGCCCGACCAGUACUGGUCGGGAUUCCGGGCCAGCGACACGGGCCGUCGGAAGGGCGGCAGCAAGAGGCGGUGGGCCGAGAACUGCCGACCGUCGUCGACCCCGCCCCGCCUCCAGGACGAGGACGAGUACAACAGCGGGAGGGACGGCGACGGCGACGGCGACGACGAUGACGACGACGGCGACGGCGACGACGAGAACCGCGGCCGCGGCCGCAACUCGCCCACCCCGCAGCAUUUUGCGUGGACAGAGCCGCUCAAGCAGUCGUUCCGCGAGGAGCUCGAGAAGCUCGUCAUCCUCGACUACAUCAUGCGCAACACGGACCGUGGCCUCGACAACUGGAUGGUCAAGCUGGACUGGGAGACGGGCAAGGCGUCCAUCGUGAGCGACCCGCUGCGGCUCAACAUGGAGCCGGUCGCCGAGGAGAACUCGCCCGGCCCCGCACCUCGUCCCGCCCCGGUCCAGAGGACGGCCAGCAACCCGGCCCCGCGCGCCGCGAACCCCUACAAGAGCCACAAGCCGAUGAACGCCACCAGCCGCAAGGCCGCCGCCAACGUGCCUACCGUCAGUCUCGGCGCCAUUGACAAUUCCCUGUCGUGGCCCUGGAAGCACCCUGACGCCUGGAGAAGCUUCCCAUUCGGAUGGCUAUUCUUGCCGGUCGACCUGAUAGGUCGACCGUUCUCGCAGAAGACGCGCGACCACUUCCUCCCGCUCCUCACGUCGACAGACUGGUGGAGCCAGACUUCGAUGGCACUCAAGCACGUCUUCCAGAACGACAACGACUUCAAGGAGCGCAUGUUCGCCAAGCAGCUGGCCGUCAUGAAGGGGCAGGCGUGGAACGUGGUGGAGGCGCUCAAGACACCCGACCACGGCCCCCUGGAGCUCACCCGGCGCACGAAGGUCUGCGUGUGGGACGACCUCGUCGACGUUCCCGUCGCGGUGCCGAUGCAGCCCACGUCCCCGCGGAACUCGACGUCUGCCGUCGCCGCUACGGCUGCGUACGCCCAUGCCUCGCGGGACAAGUACUCGAUGGACGAGGCCGACAUCGCCGCCUCGGCACCGGCCAACCAGAGCAACAGACGAUACUCAUUCACGCCGGUCACCAUCACGCGUCGCAGCAGCGGCAGCAUAGCGCAGAGACUGUACAACGGUGACGAUCUGGAGGGCGAUCUGGGCUACACGGCUGCAGAGGGUCAGAUGGGUAAUCAGCGCAAAGUCAUUGUCGAGAGACUUGAGGCUGUCAAGAGUAGUCCAGUCUUUACGUGGUGUUAG